Camellia sinensis is the source of this 489-nucleotide messenger RNA. NCBI's taxonomy places the organism in Eukaryota, Viridiplantae, Streptophyta, Magnoliopsida, Ericales, Theaceae. The record is from RefSeq and is a predicted model, not a curated record.
AUGAAACCGCCAUCAUUCAAGGGGGGAAUAGAACCGAUGAAAGACAAAGCGUGGGUGUUGGGGAUAGAAAAGUUGUUCGAAGUUUUUCCUUGUACCGAAGCCCAAAAAGUGCAACUUGCUGCCUUCACGCUCGAAGACGAAGCACGGAGGUGGUGGAUGCUUACGAGAACUGUACACCAAGGAUUAACAUGGGACAGAUUUUUGGAACUGUUUUAUGACAAGUACUCUCCCCAAAGUAUGCAAGAUAAGAAGGUGACAGAAUUUGAAACUCUCAAACAAGGAAACAAGACCGUUGUGGAGUAUGAAGCCCAAUUCGCAGAACUAGCCCGGUUUGCACCUCAUAUAGUGGAUACGGAUUAUAAGAAAGCACGAAAAUUUGAGGGGGGAUUACAGAAUGCUAUCCUUGACCGAGUCAAUAUCUUGAAGUUACCCACCUAUGUUGAUGUGUUGGAGAGGGCUGUUAUAGCAAAGGGAAACAUUGCUGCUUAG